This is a messenger RNA of Caenorhabditis elegans, 809 nucleotides long. It is a transcript of the gene ZK669.5, whose product is annotated as GTP-binding protein Rheb. Gene Ontology annotation, cellular component: membrane. Gene Ontology annotation, molecular function: GTPase activity; GTP binding. The record is from RefSeq and is marked reviewed. Bases 5 to 535 code for a protein of 176 amino acids. Lineage: Eukaryota; Metazoa; Nematoda; Chromadorea; Rhabditida; Rhabditidae. The transcript is spliced from 5 exons. Gene Ontology annotation, biological process: signal transduction.
AGGAAUGGCUCCCGAUCCAACUUCUUAUGAUCGAGUUUUCAAAUUUCUUAUUUUCGGAGGCAAAUCGGUUGGUAAAAAGACGUUGCUCCGAUCAUUUUGCACAGAAGGAGAUAAUGAAAGUAUUUGGACUUCUCUUACUGUUGAUGAUGAGAAGGUUUUAAUUGAAGCAACUGUUUCACAAAAAUGGGAAGAAGGAAUGUCAAAAGAGCACGAUGCAAUUGCUCUUGUUUUUUCUACAACUGAUGUAUAUAGUUUCGAAUACACUUUAGAAUUAUACAAUGAAAUUCAAAAAUCGACAGAGAGAAUUCCCCUUGUGUUCAUAGAAAAUAAAAUAGAUAUUGUGGAAGAUAGUCAAAUGGAUAAAGGAUUAGUUGAAGGAGAAAUGAGGAAAAAACAUAAGAGACUUUAUAGAGUGUCAGCACUGAAAGAAUUCAAUGUUAUGCAUCCAUUUGCCUACCUCAUCGAGAAAUUGACACGACAGAAGAAAGAUUUAAACGCGAAUGAGAGCGUUUCAGAAAACAGUCUUCGUCUGUAAAUUCUACAUCAACGUCACCACCAUCUACUACAGUUGAAGCUUGGGUUGAACCGGUUCCCACGGCGACAACAACUUCGGCUCCCGCACUUAAAAAAGAUAAAUGCACACUGAUGUAGUAUUGUUUUUGAGUUUAGAUAUUUUGUUUUUUCUAUUGAACUACGAAAAAUCACAGUUUCUUGAGGUAUUAAUUUUUUGAAACAAAUUGGGCGUUACGGUUUUGAUCUCUUUUUAUUUUCUCUUUUAUGAAAUCACGAAAUAAACCUUUUGAAUUUCU